Molecule: messenger RNA, 2390 nt
Organism: Arabidopsis lyrata subsp. lyrata
Lineage: Eukaryota; Viridiplantae; Streptophyta; Magnoliopsida; Brassicales; Brassicaceae
Product: AT-rich interactive domain-containing protein 1
Exons: 10
Coding region: 272-1867 (531 amino acids)
Biological process (GO): DNA topological change
Molecular function (GO): ATP binding; DNA topoisomerase type II (double strand cut, ATP-hydrolyzing) activity; DNA binding
Source: RefSeq, a predicted model, not a curated record
GGGCCUUGCAUACCGCUCUACCAUGCAAAGCCCGCAACAGAUUAAUCAUUUAAAAAUAUUGCGAGUAGACCUAACAAAGAAAACUUACUUAGUCUAGGGUUUUAAGAUUUUCACUAUAAAUAUUCUCACCCCACCCUCUAAACUAUUUUCUACCUACCCUAAAGUAGAAGAAAACCAUCAAAGCAAUACAAACUCUACACUUUAGAAGAUUGUUCUAUUUUUUUUACCACAAGAUCUCAAGGAACAAACAUCUGUUUCAUAAGUUUCAGCAAUGUACAGUGGAACUGUGAGAAGGGUAUCACCACUACAAGAUAUUAAACUGCUUGUACAGGUUACAGUUUCUCUGGAAAUGGAGGAUAACGAUUCGAGUAAAGAAUGUUUAUAUGCUAAUGGCUUAAGUGAAUUUGUUACUUGGCUAAAUGCUGAUAAGAGACCGCUUCAUGAUGUGCUGGGUUUCAGAAAAGAGAUUAAUGGUUCCACCAUAGACAUUGCACUUCAAUGGUGCGUAGAUGGAUAUUCAAACAAAAUUCUGGGAUAUGCCAAUGGCAUCCGCACCAUGGAUGGUGGAACACACAUAGAUGGUGUGAAAGCGUCAAUUACAAGAACUCUUAACAGCCUUGUGAAGAAGUCGAUGCUUGUUGAGGACAAGGAUAUUAUCUUGACUGAGGAGCAUGUUAUGGAAGGACUGACUUGCAUUGUCUCAGUCAUUGUUCCAAAACCUGAGUUUGAAGGUCAAACACAGACAAGAUUAGGAAAUCCAUAUGUCAGGGAAAUCGUUGACCAAUCAGUCCAGGAGUACUUAAUGGAGUAUUUUGUAUUGCAUCCAGAUGUAUUCGAGAGCGUUAUCUCCAAAUCCGUUAAUGCUUGCAAGACUACUUUGGCUGUCAAGAGGGCAAGGGAUGUGUAUAGAUCAGAAAGUGUAGCAAUGGUGUGCACCAUUGAGUCCAUUCCUAAGAAACUGACCAACUGCCCUCCUGAAACAUCUGAGAUUUGUAUAGGCAGAGGAGAUUCUUCUGGUGGUGCUGCAAAACACGAAUCUGACAGGUGUUUCAAGAACAAAAGGACACGGGAACAGCCUUGGAGUGAUGAUGCAGUCUCUACAGCUCCUGGAGAGUCUAUAGAGAAUACUAGUGAUUCAAGUUUUGAGAAGAAAAGCAAAAAACCGCAGUCCUUUGUUCCAUCCUCACAUCUCUGUUUUUCUUCACGACAACCUGCUGAUGAUUCAAACCCACCAAACCCUAAAAAUGUUAGCAACAAGACUCCCAAAGAUGUAACCCCCAGGUCCAACAAAACAAGGCCAGUUAUCCCGAUCGGUCCGGGGUUCCAAGCUGAAAUUCCGGUUUGGAUUGCCCCUACCAAGAAGGGCAAAUUUUACGGUAGUCCCGGAGAUUCCGAUACUCUAAGAUGGCUGGGAACUGGUGUUUGGCCAACAUAUAGCCUAAAGAAGACAGUUCACUACAAAAAAGUCGGCGAAGGAAGAUCCGACUCUUGUUCUUGUGCUUCUCCAAGGUCAAUUAAUUGCAUAAAACGACACACUAAAGAAGCACGAGUGCUUUUGGAAAAGGAAAUUAACCGCGCUUUCUAUACAUGGAAAUUUGAUGAAAUGGGUGAAGAAGUUGGGUCAAAGUCGUGGACGGCCAAAGAAGAACAAAGGUUCGAAGCUCUUGUAAAAAAGAAUCCUUUGUCAAGUAGUGAUGGAUUUUGGGAAUUUGCUUCCAAUGCCUUCCCAAGAAAAAGUGAGAAGGAUCUGCUCAGUUACUACUACAAUGUUUUCCUCAUCAAACGCAUGAGAUCGCGUGUUAAUUCUUCUGCUGCUAACCAUAUCGAUAGCGAUGAUGACCACUAUGACGAUUUCUUAGCAGGAUGAAGGCCUUGUUGAUAAUAGUAGGUCCGUAACCGUUGUGGAGUUUCUCGUGAUUUCAGGUAAUUCACUCUUCCGUUCUUCAUGUAACCCGCUUUACCGUGGUCUUGAUUCCAAGCGAUUCAAGAACUGGUUUCCCCUGAAGUUUGUCAUAGGAUCUUUUAGAAGAGAUCCUUAUAGGGCCAAAUGUGAGUUUGUCACGUAUCUUUUCUUGGUGAACCUUAAAGAUUUGUUUCACUCACGAAACAGGUCUUCAAUAUUUCGAAUCUGGAACCUUAUAUUCUUAGUUUUUCGUAUGAUAUAGGACUUAAAAGUCCCAAGAAGAACUACUUCUGGAGUUUAUUGAUAUAGGAUUAUUUAUUUAAUUCUUCUAAGGGCAUCAAAGAUUCUCUAGUGACAUUUUUCUAGUGUUUAGUCUUUUAUUUUUCAAAUUCAAAAAGAGAAUCUUUGGUGUCAAAAUGGGGUAUAGCCUGGCUUUGUUUUCGUUUUAUAUUAGAUUUUAAUCAAAUAUUUUAGUAGUUUAUAUAAA